UAGAAAGCGGAGAUGGGGUUGGCGCGUGUGUGCGAGACGCCUUCCGUGGCGUGCGCGGGGCGGGUGGGGCUCCGGGGCCGGCGGGGAUUAUGCUGCGCCGGGUCUUGGCGUUGUUGAUUCACCCUCAUUUUCUUCCUAGCAGCGCCAGUGGUGGCAGCGGGAGCAUGUUCUAUGCUGUGCGAAAGGGCAGGAGGACGGGAGUGUAUCGAUCCUGGGAUGAAUGUAGAGAUCAAGUUGACAAAUACCCAUAUGCUAGUUUCAAAAAAUUUGCCACAGAGGAAGAUGCUUGGAAAUUUGUAAAUGGCGAGUCAUCACAAUUAGCAAGUGAAACAAGGAAUACAGAUGCAUCACUACCUGGUGACACAGCGGUUGUUACUGAAGGUAACAGCUGUAUCCCUUGUGAAAAGCAGAGAAAUAAGACUUACAAUAAUAAGGCUACAUUCUGGUCAGAUUAUAGCUCAUACAAGAGACCAAAUGAAGAGCCCUCAGAAAGCCAGCAUAAUAGAAAACGGACAAAAUACACUGAAGUGCCUUGCACAGCUUCAGGGGAUAAUCUUUCAUAUAUGGGAGACUAUGCAGUUGUUUAUACUGAUGGAUGUUGUUCAAGUAAUGGGCGUCAUAAAGCACGUGCUGGAACAGGUGUCUAUUGGGGACCUGGUCAUCCUCUAAAUAGUAGUGAGAGACUUCCUGGGCGGCAAACUAAUCAAAGAGCUGAAAUACAUGCAGCUUGCAAAGCUAUAGAACAAGCAAAGAGCCAAAACAUCAAGAAAUUGGCUAUCUAUACUGACAGCAAGUUCACCAUUAAUGGUAUGACAGACUGGGUUCCAAACUGGCAGCGUAAUGGUUGGAAAACCAGCACAGGAAAAGAUGUAAUAAACAAAGAGGACUUUGAAAGGCUUGCUAAACUUUCAGAAGGCAUGGAUAUCCAGUGGAUGCAUGUUCCAGGUCAUGCGGGAUUUACAGGAAAUGAGGCAGCUGAUCGUCUAGCAAAAGAAGGAGCUGGAAAACCCCAAUCAUAGCAUUUUGGAAUUACAGAGUUCCUUUCAUGUUCUCUGGCAGUGACAGCAAUACAGGUUUGUUAACCUGUGAUAUAGUUAACAUGCACUUUCUGCUGCAUCUCCACCCAGCCCAGCUUUGUCGGCAUUCAGAAGACUCACAGGUACAUACUUUUCCUUGUUCUGAAGAGGCAUUUUCAAGGUUCUAAUUGAAAUUAAUUCCAUUUCUGUUGGUACUAAGUUGCCUCAUGUUUUUAGGCAGCACAUCUCCAUAGGGUAUUUAACAGGUUCAAGUCUGUGAUCUCUAGUUUCUUCAGAAGUCUCAGUAGGGUGCUGGCCAACAGUAUGUUUUCCCAUUGAGCUUUGAAAUAAAGAUUUCUGUUUUUACUCUAA
Molecule: messenger RNA, 1388 nt
Organism: Heteronotia binoei (common prickly gecko)
Lineage: Eukaryota; Metazoa; Chordata; Lepidosauria; Squamata; Gekkonidae
Product: ribonuclease H1-like
Exons: 9
Coding region: 90-1019 (309 amino acids)
Biological process (GO): DNA replication, removal of RNA primer
Molecular function (GO): magnesium ion binding; nucleic acid binding; RNA-DNA hybrid ribonuclease activity
Source: RefSeq, a predicted model, not a curated record